CCCGCCCUCGGGCACCCACAUCUUCUCUCCGGGGACUUUCUCUCCUUCACUUUCCCUGCCCCCGCCCGGCCUCCGUCUAUGCAAAUCCCAGGGGAGGGGGGAACAUUUGCCUGGCCUCCGCGCCCCACUUCCUGUCCCGGUGGGAGAGUGGGGGUGAAUGUGGUGGGGCUGGUCCCACAGCAAGACACGCAGCCACGGACCGGCUGCGGUGGUCACAGCUGCAGCCACCUGCCCCUCAUCCAUCCCCCAACCACUUCGAGAGCCAGGAAGCUGAAGACGCCCCUGACAUGCCCUUGUGUCUCUCCCCCUCCAGGCUCGAUGGGCCACACUUCAGCUGUCUGGUGAGUCGGGGUCCUGGGGGUCAGCGAGGGCUGGGGUGGGGGAGACCCACGUGGCCCAUCGCAGCCUCCCUGCCUCAGUUUCCCCCUCUGCUUCUUCCUGUCCCUUUGUCUUUCUGACUUUUCAUUGCUAUCCCCAAGCCCCCUUUUCCCCACCUGCUGCCAUCACAGAGUAUUUUUCUAACAUCUCUUUCCUUCUCUCAGAGCCUGGUCCACUUCCUCCAAUGGGGAGGAGUAGGUCUUUGUGUCUUUGACUUUGUGUCUCUUCCUCCAUGCAUCCCACAUUCAGUAAAUCUACUUCUUCCUCCUUCCCUUCUCUGCUUGACUUUAUAUAUUUUCGAAAAUUGAGUCGAAACUAUUUCAGACAUGCAGAGUACUACACCCCACCCCCCAUAAACCCACAGCCUAGUCCAAGAAAUAAAACCCCACACAUAUGCUUGAAAGAAACCCCUGUGGGUGCCCCUUCCCCAAGGCAUCCCACCCUUCUCCGCCUUGAAGAGUUUUGCUUUUUAAAAAAAAAAUUGAGGUUUGUCUUACAAGUCAGAAAAGUGACAAGUCUUGUGGACAGCUCACUGAGGUUUUCACUUAUGUGCACACCUGUGUAACCAUGGACCAUAUGAAGAUAGAGAACGCUGCCGUUACUCUAGAAGAUUCUGUCAUGUCCCUUCCCAAUCAAUAGCCCCCUCUGAUACUUUCCACCACAGAUUAGUUUUGUUUGGUUCUGAGCUUUAUGUACAGUGGCCCCCUUUGGGUCUGGCUUCCUUCAUGUGACCUCAGGUGUGUGUCAGAGACUGUUCCUUUUUCUUUGCUGUAUAGUACUCCGAGGACGAGACCACAGUUCUGUGUGUUCUCCCAUCCCUGGGCACUCAGGCUGUUUCCCAUUUGGGGCUGUUACUAAAGCUUCCCUGAUUGUUCUUGAACAAAGCUAUUUUUGUGGACUUACGUUUCCAGAUCUGGUGGGUAAAUACCUAGCCCUAAGACCAGGAUGACAUAUCUCUAGUUGUAGAUUUUUACUAAAGCAAUGCUCAGUUCUUGGGGCGAAUUGAAGUGAUAUCGAGGUGAAUAAAAGAAGGGUCGAGAGCUUCUUUCCCUCUGUUAGAAACACUUCCGUGCCUCUUACCCUUCAUCCCCUGUGCCCUCGGCCCUGAGGCAGGCAAGGCUGGGGGAAUUCUCCACCCUCCUCAGCUGCUAUGACUGUGUACUGGCGAGGUGCUGGGGUUCCCGGAAGCCCACACUCUUACUGGGAGCUGGCUGCCAUGUCUGUCAGAGACCGUGGUCUCUGUGUUUCUACGUGUCUCUGCCUGUGUCUCUCGUUGUGUGUGAGUGUGUGUGUGUGUGUGUCUGGGUCUGUGUGUGUUUCUGCUGUGCUGUGCCCACCUCCCAUCUCUGUGCCCCUGUCUCUGAUGCCUAGUCCGUGGGCCUCUCUUUCUCUCCCUCUCCCAGCCUGUCAGAGUCUCCCCACUGGUCCAGGGUGGGUGGGGUCACCUGGCAGCCUGGGUGACCCCUCUUCCUCCCCCACCCCUAUCAGUACCCGGAUGGGGUCUUCUACGAUCUGGACAGCUGCAAACACUCCAGCUACCCCGACUCAGAGGGGGCGCCUGACCCUGGGCCCCCCGGCGUAUGCCCCCUACCCCAGCCCCGUGCUCUCAGAGGAGGAGGACCUCCUGUUGGACAGUCCUGCCCUGGAGGUCUCGGACAGCGAGUCGGAUGAGGUCCUCGUGGCUGGCCCCGAAGGCAGGGGAUCCGAGGCAGGGGCCCGCAAGAAGCUGCGCCUGUACCAGUUCCUGCUGGGGCUGCUGACGCGCGGAGACAUGCGCGAGUGCGUGUGGUGGGUGGAGCCGGGCGCCGGGGUCUUCCAAUUCUCCUCGAAGCACAAGGAGCUCCUGGCGCGCCGCUGGGGCCAGCAGAAGGGCAACCGCAAGCGCAUGACCUACCAGAAGCUGGCGCGCGCCCUGCGCAACUACGCCAAGACCGGCGAGAUCCGCAAGGUCAAGCGCAAGCUCACCUACCAGUUUGACAGCGCGCUGCUGCCCGCCGCCCGCCGGGCCUGA
This is a messenger RNA of Odocoileus virginianus texanus, 2389 nucleotides long. The record is from RefSeq and is a predicted model, not a curated record. Lineage: Eukaryota; Metazoa; Chordata; Mammalia; Artiodactyla; Cervidae.